AGAUGUCGGAUUUAUUGUAUUGUAAGUGGUUGUAUUUACUGGUAUUGUUUCUUCUUCUACCAGAAGUGGCUUCUGCCAAGCACUGACUCGGUGCUCGUGCUUUGUGUUCCACCGGCGAUGGAAGAAAUCUACGGAGUGCCUUUGUCGGCGGACUACUCUGAUAAGGCCCUGAUGACGCCGGAGAAUCUCAUAUUCGCCGCUGAUUAUCAUAGUUUUCUCCCGUCCUCCUCCGGCGGCUUCCGUGAUCGGGACCCGAUGUUCGGAUCCGACGACUUGCUUUCUGCCAUUACCGAAGCUGAGCCGCCGUCUUUUGGCCCUGAAGUUCAACCUGAAGACGAUUCCUCCUCUCUCAUCAAAGCUAAAAUCGCUUCUCAUCCCCGCUACCCUCGUCUGCUCCAAGCUUUCCUCGAUUGUCAGAAGGUAGGAGCGCCUCCAGAAAUAGCGUGUCUGUUAGACGAAAUCCAGCGAGAAAACGAUGUUUGUGAGCGAGAAGUUGUUUCCACGUGCGUCGGUGACGAUCCCGAGCUCGACGAGUUCAUGGAAACCUAUUGCGAUCUCCUGAUAAAGUAUAAAUCUGACCUUUCCCGGCCUUUUGACGAAGCAACUACUUUCCUCAACGAGAUCGAAAUCCAGCUCAGUCAUCUGUGCUCUGGUGCCUCCGUUCCAACCCUUUCUGAUGAUGGGGGCAUCUCAGGAGAAGAAGAUAUAAGCGUGGGAGAUGGUGAAGCACAAGACGGAGGGUUGCGGGGGGAAGAUCGAGAGCUGAAGGAUAGGCUUUUAAGUAAGUUUGGGGGUCGGAUUAGGAGUUUGAAAUUGGAGUUCUCGAAGAAGAAGAAGAAGGGCAAGCUUCCCAAGGAAGCCAGGCAAACGCUUCUUGACUGGUGGAAUGUUCAUUACAAAUGGCCUUACCCUGCGGAAGCUGACAAGAUAGCACUGGCAAAGUCGACGGGACUUGAUCAGAAGCAAAUUAACAAUUGGUUUAUUAACCAAAGGAAACGUCACUGGAAACCGUCGGAGAAUCUGCAAUUCUCUGUUACGGAUACUCUAACUGGAGACUUCUACUCCGAUCAUCAUCAUCAUGUAUGAGCAAGAACUAAGUAACACCAAGCCAAGUCCUGGCCUCAUUCAUGUACAUUAACCUUUAAAUUGUAUAUCUUAUGCUAAUUGCUAAACUCUUGGCUUCCAUUUCCUCUUGUAAAUUCUAAAAAGUACAAGCCUUGCACAACUUAAAUUUCCCGUAAAGAUUGGGAAAUGCAUCAUUAUAACCUGCUUCCUCUGUAAUUUUUAUGAAUAACUUCGGAUCAGUCUGGGUCUGCCUUGCCCACUUUCUCCUGCAAUGGUGAUUGAUUAUGCAUUUUUU
Molecule: messenger RNA, 1360 nt
Organism: Neltuma alba
Lineage: Eukaryota; Viridiplantae; Streptophyta; Magnoliopsida; Fabales; Fabaceae
Product: homeobox protein knotted-1-like 6
Exons: 5
Coding region: 118-1086 (322 amino acids)
Biological process (GO): regulation of DNA-templated transcription
Cellular component (GO): nucleus
Molecular function (GO): DNA-binding transcription factor activity, RNA polymerase II-specific; DNA binding
Source: RefSeq, a predicted model, not a curated record